Molecule: messenger RNA, 1146 nt
Organism: Hevea brasiliensis (rubber tree)
Lineage: Eukaryota; Viridiplantae; Streptophyta; Magnoliopsida; Malpighiales; Euphorbiaceae
Exons: 7
Coding region: 15-878 (287 amino acids)
Biological process (GO): rRNA processing
Cellular component (GO): cytoplasm; cytosol
Molecular function (GO): rRNA (guanine-N7-)-methyltransferase activity
Source: RefSeq, a predicted model, not a curated record
CGCGGGGGAAAAAGAUGAUGGUAAGGCUCUACCUCUGCAGGAGUGCUAAUAUCCCGUUUCCUUUCUCUAUUGGGACAUUUGUCAAACACCUUCCGAUCUCGCAACCAAACGCGUUUUAUCCUCGCAGAAUCAACGCAAAAAGGAUAGUUACAACAUCAUCUCAUAACUCUUCCUGUUUCGAGACCCUGACUUCCCGCCAAAAAAACCAGAUUCACCAUUACAUUGAGGCUCUUCUCGAUUGGAACCAGAAAAUGAAUCUUACUGCGGUCACGGACGUGAAUGAAGUCAUGAAAAGGCAUAUAGAGGACUCACUUGCAAUGCUACCUCCUAUUCGUGAUUCUUAUGUUUCGCAUUGCAACUCUUCGAUUGACAAUCUCAAACUUGUUGAUGUUGGGACUGGUCCUGGGCUUCCUGGACUGGUUUUAGCUAUUGCUUGUCCUGGUUGGAAAGUAACCCUUUUGGAGUCCAUGAACAAGCGUUGCGUUUUCUUGGAGCAUGCAGUGAGCGUUACUGGGUUGUCAAAUGUUGAAGUUGUAAGGGGUAGAGCAGAGAGUUUAGGGCAGAAUGAUUCCUUUAGAGAGCAAUUUGAUGUUGCAGUUGCCAGAGCAGUUGCGGAAAUGAGAGUUUUAGCGGAGUAUUGUCUUCCUCUAGUUCGAGUAGGUGGGUUGUUUGUAGCCGCGAAGGGCCAUGAUCCCCAAGUGGAAGUUCGAAAUGCAGAAAAAUCAAUCCAACUGAUGGGCGCAUCUAUAUUUCAACUUUGCUCAGUGGAAUCACACAGCCCAUAUGGGCAGCGUACAGCCAUCAUAUGUGUAAAAGAUCAGCCCACUCCAAGGAAGUAUCCACGUGAUCCAGGUACUCCGGCAAAAUUACCAUUGUAGUGCCCAAUCUUUUUUCCCCCUAACUACUAUGCCUCUUGCACCCUCAUAAAAUGUUUGUAUAGAAUGUUCUAUUUUCAGAUUAGUUUUUACCAUAAUCAGUGAAGCAGGUAAAAGUGUUGUAGAACCUUAAUGUUUGAUCAGUGGCUGACUUGCACUGGUCGUGCAGUCUUUAUUCUUUGAUUUUGUUUUUGUUUGCUUGGAAGAGUGUAUCCUCAAAUGGUUGUAAGUUAAUACCGUUUGUUUGUAUAAGAAGAUAAAUACUUGGUCA